Molecule: messenger RNA, 3262 nt
Organism: Selaginella moellendorffii
Lineage: Eukaryota; Viridiplantae; Streptophyta; Lycopodiopsida; Selaginellales; Selaginellaceae
Product: auxin response factor 10
Exons: 5
Coding region: 191-2449 (752 amino acids)
Biological process (GO): regulation of DNA-templated transcription; response to hormone
Cellular component (GO): nucleus
Molecular function (GO): protein binding; DNA binding
Source: RefSeq, a predicted model, not a curated record
GAGCCGGCGGGCUGGCUCUUGGUGGGAUUUUAGGGUUUGAGCGAGGCGCGAGCGUUGGCGCCAAGCGGAGCUCCCCGCGACCAAGGCGGCAGCUGCAUUACCGGCUGCGAUCGAGGGGAAUUUGGCGAUUGUGGCGAUCUCCGGCAAUAUUUGGAGCCCUACCGCAGCAUUCCGGUCUCCCGGCGGUAGAAUGCCGGGACAGAGCCCGGGGCCGAUGAGCAGCCGGGAUGCCAGCGAUCUGGGGAAAGGUCGAGGAACACGAGAUCGUGAAGAAAUCCGAGAAGGUGGAGAGGAGAAGCAUCUGGAUCAGCAGCUAUGGCAGGCGUGCGCCGGAAGCAUGGUCCAGCUCCCGACCGUCGGCUCCAAGAUCAUCUAUUUUCCGCAAGGCCACGCCGAGCAAGCGGCGUCGUCGCCAGAUUUUCCUCGCGCGCUCGGCCCCGCCGGCACGGUUCCAUGCCGGGUUCUCUCGGUCAAGUUCUUGGCGGACAAGGAGACGGACGAGGUGUUCGCGAGCUUGAGACUACAUCCCGAGAGCGGCAGCGACGAGGACAACGAUCGAGCAGCAGCGCCAUCGCCAUCGCCAGAGAAGCCGGCUUCUUUCGCCAAGACUCUCACCCAGAGCGAUGCCAACAACGGCGGCGGCUUCUCGGUCCCCCGCUACUGUGCCGAGACGAUCUUUCCCCGACUAGACUACUCGGUGGAUCCCCCUGUCCAGACCGUGCUCGCCAAGGACGUCCAUGGCGAGGUGUGGAAGUUCCGGCACAUUUACAGGGGUACUCCUCGACGCCAUCUCCUCACCACUGGGUGGAGUACUUUCGUCAACCACAAGAAGCUUGUUGCCGGGGACGCGAUUGUCUUUCUACGAUCCAAUUCCGGGGAGCUCUGCGUGGGUGUUCGUCGCUCGAUGAGGGGUGGCGGCAGCGGAAAUGCGGAUGCUUUGCUGUGGCACUCGGCCAGCAGCCGCUCGAGUUCUCGCUGGGAAUUGCGGCCACCGAUGGACACUGGUCUCUCGGACGGGACUCUGAUGAGAGAGAAUGGAUCCUCGAGAUCUGCUGGCGGUGGUGCUGGUAAUGGUGGUGGAAGUUUUACUCGGAACCGGGCCAAAGUCACAGCUAAGUCGGUCCUGGACGCGGCCACGCUUGCGGCAUCCGGCAAGGCGUUCGAGGUUGUCUACUAUCCGAGAGCUAGCACGGCGGAGUUUUGUGUCCGGGCUCAAACUGUGAGGGCGGCUCUGAGUCACGGAUGGUACGCUGGAAUGAGGUUCAAGAUGGCGUUUGAGACCGAAGACUCUUCACGAAUCAGCUGGUUCAUGGGGACUAUAUCUGCUGUUCAAGCCGCGGAUCCAAUACUCUGGCCGAGCUCGCCGUGGCGUGUACUUCAGGUGGCUUGGGACGAGCCUGAUCUUCUGCAAGGCGUGAGUCGUGUAAGCCCGUGGCAAGUGGAGCUGGUGUCAACUCUGCCCAUGCAGCUUCCACCGUUUUCACUGCCGCGGAAGAGGUUUCGGCAGACCCCCGCACCCGAGGGUCAAAGCUUUUCGGGAUUGCCGACGACAACAUUUGCCAACGGUGUCUUGGGGCAGGCAAAUCCUUGGCAUGGUCUUUCAGAUGAUGUUCCUGCAGGCAUGCAGGGAGCCAGGCAUGAGAGGCUUUACGGGCUCACAUUCUCGGAGUGUCAGCCGAAUCGAAUUCACUCUGGCUUGUUGGAGAACAGGUACCAAGCCCAGGACAUCCCUGUUGCAGCCACGCUGGGUUAUGGUGCUACAGAUCUUAGACUAGGCAACGUGUUUCCGCAAGGAGGUAGCGGUGGUGGAGAGCAGCGGACUCUUGUAACAACGGUGCUAUGCAACGGCUCUCAGAACGAUUCGGGUGUCAGCUGCACAGAGAGCUCCUGCAACAAGCAGGGGACAUUUUUGCUAUUUGGGAAGAAGAUCGAGACGGCGAGAGUGCAAGAGCAGCAAAACUCGGCUGGGAGCUCCUCCGAGGCAACGUCUAGGCACAACGUGCCUUCUCAGCAGCCCAGCGCGAGCUCGUCGGGGGAUAGCCAUAACGACGCUGUCCAGCAAAACGUUCUUCUGCACGAGAACGGGGACUCUGGGCACGGGGGUGACGUUGGCGGCUCGAAGUGGUUAAAGAAGCAAGCCAGCGUUUUAUCGUCGGAGAAGAAGGACAGGCUCGAAGGCAGCAGCAGCGACGAGGAAUCAUCGCAGUGCAGGGUGUUUAUGGAGAGCGGGGACGUUAAGCGGACGCUCGACUUGUCGUCGUUUGGCUCCUACGACGAGCUCUACAAGCAGCUGGCCGCGGUGUUUUGCGUCGACGUGGCGAAGAUCUCCGGCCGUGUUGUCUACAAGGACUCGGAGGGAUCCACGAUUCACACUGGCGGCGAGCCUUACGCGAAUUUUGUGAAGUCGGUGAGGAGGCUGACGAUCCUGGCCGACACGCAGGAUUCGUAGCUUCCGGUAUGAGUAUACUCUGGGAGCUGUGUACGUGUUUUUAACAGGAUGAGAGGCGGCAAAAGCGGCCAUCGUUUAUAUUCUCUCCACCGCGAGAGUGUAAAUGUAGAGGGCGGCGAUGACUUGUUUUGUGGUGGUGGCAAGUGGAUGAAGAAGGGGACUGGCAAGCGGCAAAAGCAGUGGCGCCUCAAAACGAAAGAGGAGGUGGGUCAACUUUUAGAGACUUAAUGCGCGUAGCGAUUCCCGGCAUUUAGUAGCAGGCCAGAGGGAGACAGGGAGAGUGAUGGUUUUGGAUCUUGGGAGGAAAGAAAGAGGAGGCGUGAUUGUUUGGAUUUGGGGAAGAGAGAGGAGGAAUGAGAGGAGAGAAUUGACAAAGAGUGAGAUGGUUUUUAGAUCCCUCGAGGGAAAGAAAGAUGGAGGAAUUGAGAGGAAAGUGGGGAUGGCUCGGCGGUACUAGUCUUGUCGUUUGGUAUGGAGGAAGGAGAGAGACUGGGAAAUCACUUGGCAGCUCCAGCGAGAACGAGAUGAGACAAGACAACCAUUCCGAGUUAAUCGAUCGAUGGAAGAACAGAGAUUGCCGGUUUUCUUUUCCAUCUUGAAGGAUCUACCGACGAUCAUCGCUCUAUCUAUCUCUAGCUGCUGACGGAAGAACAAAACAAGGAGGAAAACUCCAAAGAGAGGAGAUGUGUGUGUCCCUGUGUUCUCUCUCCAGCUGGUGGAAGAUUAUAGAGAGAAUCAAAGCGUUUUUGUAAAAGAAGAUAGCUAGCUUCUCCAGCUGGUGGAAGAACAGAGAUUUCUAAGAUUUUUCUUUUA